Molecule: messenger RNA, 1334 nt
Organism: Epinephelus lanceolatus (giant grouper)
Lineage: Eukaryota; Metazoa; Chordata; Actinopteri; Perciformes; Serranidae
Source: RefSeq, a predicted model, not a curated record
AGCUGGAGUUGCGGCAGCAGCGUGGCUCCAUCUCUCAGGGUGCGUUGGUUUUGACCGUGCGGGACCGCCAGGAGCCGCUGGGCAGCGGAGGGGCAACGCUGAACGCUCUGCUGGUCGCUGCUGAACACCUGAGCAACAGAGCAGGAUACACUGUGGUGACAGCUGACGUCCUGGAUGAUGCUCACAUCCUCAUCCUCCACACAGGUCAUGACUUCCCCUGGAGCUCCUGCAGCAGAGCGUUCUGCUGGCUGCCUUCAGAGAAACACAACCAGAGAGUCCAGGCUCCGCUGUGUUGCCUGGACCUACUGCUGGACUGCCUCAGUACCCAAAUCUGUCCUGGUUCCCCUCCUGGUGUUUGGGUCUGCAGCACAGACAUGAUCCUCAGCAUCCCUCAGGACUUUGUUUUGUCCUGGGAGGGUUUCUCUGGUGUUCGGGUUUUGGCGUUGCCAGGCGACGUCUCCUACGCAGCCAAUCACGGCGUCUACCUGUCCGACCAACAGGGUCGGGUCAGAGACAUCAUCUAUAAGGGAACAAAGGAGCAGAUUCAACAGGCUGUGAUGCCUGAUGGGAAAGUGCCACUGGUGUCGGGUCCAGUCUUCUUCAGCAGGUCUGUAUCAGAGAAGCUGCUGCAGACUCACGUCACUCCUCCUCUGGACGGCUGCACCUACCUGGGCCUGGACUCUGGAGCUCCGCCCCUCCAGGUUUCUCUGUUCCUGGACAUGUUGAAGUGUCUCUGCUCAGAUCUGACUCAGGAUCAGUUUGUGAGCGGAGAGAGAGCAGGCUGCAGUUCAGUUGUUGGACCACAGGGAGCGAUGGUGAGAAGCGGCAGGACAGAGCUGUGGAGGAUCCUGAGAGGAGCUCCACUCAGUCUGGUUUACGUCCCCGGCGGUCGCUAUGACUACCUGACCCUGUCUGGGAAGCAUCACGUGGAGCGACUGAGCCGUGAUUGGACGGACAAAAACACUCUGUCUCACAUCCAGAAACAGAGCCAGGUGGAUGAAGGAGGGCGAGUGAUCAACAGCGUCCUGGAGGGAGACGUUACUGUGGCGACUGGAGUGGUGGUGCAACACUGUCACCUGCAGGGUCCUCUGGAGGUCCCGUCUGGUUGUUUACUGUCGGGUCUGGAGUUGAUGACAUCACAGUGUAUCAGGCAGCUGCAGCUGGCCGAUGACAUCAUCAUCCAGGAACAUCGAAUAGCGGUGGGGGAGCUGAAGCUGAACGUGUACACGGUGACGGGAGCACAGGACGACCUGGAGGUCUCCUGUGAUGACAGCAGCGCCUCCUUCCUGAACCAGAGAUGGAGUCUCUUCUUCAGCAGAACAGGAAUCCAGUAA